UCAUCGAGCGGUUCGGGUGCGGCCACGAGUGUCGGCCAACAACAGCCGCAGACCAUUGACCGCAAGCGGCGGAAAAAGGCCAACGAUGUCCAGCCGGCGGAUCAGCAACCGAACGGUCCGUUCCCUUACCAUCCGAUGGUUUUGCCCCGACUUUCGGCAUCGAAACAAAUGCGUGGAAACGAAGGGAAUAAGAAAAUUAAUGAAUAUUUUAAGCACUCAAGUCCUAGUCGUUAUGGCGGCACCAAAUCCCCGACCGCAACACAUAGUUUCUAUAUGUAUCCGCCGUCACCGGGCGGUCCGGCAGGUCUCGGGACGCUCGGCUCGCCGACAACGGGCGGCCCGUUGGCCGUAUCGGAGCUCUCGUCGAUGAUGGCACCGCCUGUGCCCGCCCAGCGGCCACCGGUCGGCAAUUCCACUAAAAACUCGCAGCAAAGCUGUCAGCCAUCGCUAUCAUCCAACAUGUAUUCCCAACCGUACGUCCCGCCGGUGUCGGUCGGCCUGACGGGCGGCCAAUCGCCGUCGACGACGAUGCAGUCGCCGGGACUGACGAUAGGCGCCGGCGUACCGCAGGUGACGACUCCGCCGAUGUGUUCCCGCGCCGUACAGACGGAUCUGACGGUGAAGUCAUUGCGCGAC
Medioppia subpectinata is the source of this 636-nucleotide messenger RNA. NCBI's taxonomy places the organism in Eukaryota, Metazoa, Arthropoda, Arachnida, Sarcoptiformes, Oppiidae. The record is from the annotation of a GenBank genome assembly.